CAUUGUCCCGAUGGGAACGACGGCCAAGGAGGAGAUGGCCCACUUCUGGGAGAAGAACACCAAGUCCAAUCGUCCCUUGUCCCCUCACAUCACCGUUUAUGAGUGGUCCCUGCCCAUGGCGAUGUCCAUCACGCACCGGGGCACCGGUGUUGCGCUGAGCUUAGGAGUCUCCCUCUUCGGUCUGGCUGCGCUUCUGCUCCCAGAGCAGUUUCCCCACUACCUGGCCAUGGUGAAGUCACUCAGCCUGGGGCCCGCUCUCAUCUACUCCGCUAAGUUCGCUCUGGCUUUCCCCCUCUCCUACCACACCUGGAAUGGAGUCCGACACCUUGCCUGGGACAUGGGGAAGGGGUUCAAGAUCCCCCAGGUCAACCAGUCUGGGGUGCUGGUCCUGAUCUUGACCCUGCUCUCCUCCGCGGGCCUCGCAGCGAUGUGA
Fulmarus glacialis (Northern fulmar) is the source of this 433-nucleotide messenger RNA. It is a transcript of the gene SDHC, whose product is annotated as succinate dehydrogenase complex, subunit C, integral membrane protein, 15kDa. Gene Ontology annotation, cellular component: membrane. NCBI's taxonomy places the organism in Eukaryota, Metazoa, Chordata, Aves, Procellariiformes, Procellariidae. The annotation marks the transcript as partial. Gene Ontology annotation, molecular function: electron transfer activity; succinate dehydrogenase activity. Gene Ontology annotation, biological process: tricarboxylic acid cycle; mitochondrial electron transport, succinate to ubiquinone. The record is from RefSeq and is a predicted model, not a curated record. The transcript has 4 exons.